Dalotia coriaria is the source of this 1579-nucleotide messenger RNA. Its product is annotated as sodium channel protein Nach-like. NCBI's taxonomy places the organism in Eukaryota, Metazoa, Arthropoda, Insecta, Coleoptera, Staphylinidae. The coding region runs from base 35 to 1570 and encodes 511 amino acids. The record is from RefSeq and is a predicted model, not a curated record. Gene Ontology annotation, molecular function: ligand-gated sodium channel activity. Gene Ontology annotation, biological process: sodium ion transmembrane transport. The transcript is spliced from 6 exons. Gene Ontology annotation, cellular component: plasma membrane.
UAGUGUGACGACGUUGCCACUUCAAAUAUUAAAAAUGGCGUUUAAUUUACAAACAUUUUUCAUGAUGCUUUUCGUAAAAUUUCAACCGGUGAAGAAAUUCUUUUUAGAUUUCCUGUCGAGUAGCACAAUUCAUGGAUUUAAUCAUAUUGCUGCUCCAAAAAGACACAUAAUUGAACGUUUAAUAUGGAUUUCAUUAGUAGCAAUGGGUUUAUACGCGACGGCCAUCUUGAGUGGUUUAACACUAACAAGAUAUUUUGAAAACCCGACGGUUAUUUCAAUGGAACGCGAUCGUUUCUCAUGGAAUACUUCAUUUCCGUCAGCGACAAUUUGUCCAACGACUAAACUAGAAGAAGAAGUCUUACACGAAUACGUAGAAAAGUCUAAUGCAAAAAACAAAAGUGCUUUGAUACAUUUCAUAACAACAUUAGCAAAUGCAGGCUAUGAAAACUUUGAGACAGUUGUGGAAUAUCCUGAUAUUGAUCCAAAAGAUUACAUGGAUUUGUUAUUAUCACUGCGAUUUAAUUUUAAACCACAAUUGUCUAAUUCAGGUGUGACAGGUCGACAAUAUGCUCUUGAAAUGACUAUAACUGAAUUUGGCAUUUGCUAUUCUUUUAAUUCACAGUUGGCUAUUUAUAAUUCACCUAAUUAUUGGAAUUCUAAUUUAUGGAAAGUUCUGCCUGAAAACGAAACUUUUUCUGUGAAUCCUUUAGAUGGUGAAGUGUUUGCCAAUGUUGUAAAUAUGUCAACCGGAUACAAAUUAUUUAUUCACGGGCCAUUUGAAGUUGCCGAUGUGUCAAGCAAAGCGAUUAACUCCCCAAACGGCUAUUUUUUGCAAGUAUAUUUAACAGCACUUUCGAUUUACAGCAGUGAACGUGCAAGAAAUCUGCAAGUUAAUCAACGAAAGUGUCGUUUUUAUUAUGAGAGCAAUCUACGUCAUUCUCCAGUGUAUUCUUACGCCCUCUGUCGAACAGAGUGCCGGCUGCAGUUGGCGCUGGGGUUAUGCGGAUGUGUGCCGCACUUUUAUCGCAAACUUGACGGAUAUAAAGUAUGUGAUGUCAAAGGGAUGCAUUGUUUAGCACAACACAAAGAUCGUUUAGUUGCUAUGAAAAAAGAAUGUAAAUGUUUAACAAAUUGUGACGAAGUGAAUUACGUCGUACAGCAUUAUGACGCUCGAGAAUGGUUCCUCGGUUCUAAUCUGCAAUGGGGACUUAAAGAAUAUCCACGAAUGCGUCUUAAACGUGACGUUAUUUUUGGAUUUGCUGAUGUUUUAGUUUAUGUCGGUGGUAUGGCUGGAUUGUUUUUCGGCUGUAGUGUGUUAUCAUUCGCAGAAAUAUUUUACUUCUUCACGCUACAUCUGUUCUUUUUCGUCAAGAAAUCACGCAAAGAACAGCAAACAAACGAAAAAUCUGCUGAGGUUAACAAAAAAUUAAAACAAGUAUUACCGGCUGAACCUGAUGCAGAAAGUGUUAAAAAUGUUUGGAAUUAUCCACACGAUGAUUAUAACAAUUUUAAUUUUGUCAAAUUCAGCAGAUUGAAUGGUAAACGUACCAAAGUUUUUAUUCGUCCAUAAAAUAUUAUA